This is a messenger RNA of Magnolia sinica, 2261 nucleotides long. RefSeq lists its product as uncharacterized. Lineage: Eukaryota; Viridiplantae; Streptophyta; Magnoliopsida; Magnoliales; Magnoliaceae. The record is from RefSeq and is a predicted model, not a curated record. The transcript has a single exon. Bases 88 to 1260 code for a protein of 390 amino acids.
AUCCUUCUAUUAUCAUUCCCCCCACAUUCUCUCUCUGCAAAUCGCCUUCUCUUCCAUGGCCUUCUCCAAGCUCCAACUCCUCUAGCCAUGGCGACAGUACGGUCCUUCUUCAACAGCUUCCUCUCCUUAUUUCUCCUUCUCUUUCAUUUGGGGUGCUUUCUCUUCCCGACCAAAACUCCCCCAACAAAGAAAAGAAAGCUUUCAAAGACCUCUCCUUCUCCUCCUCCUCCUCCUUCUCCUUCUUCUUCUCCUCUUCAUCAUCAUGCCAAAACCCACAAAGCUCUUUCAUUUCUCAACCCAUGGCCGUAUCUAAAACCCAUUUUCUCCACCAAGAACCUCAACAAACUGAAAAAGCUUGAUGACCCAUUACCUCCUCUCUCCACCGUCCAAUCUGCCCAGCCCUCUACCCCACCUCCCACCACCUCCCUCUCGACUCCGACCCGCAAAAGGUCAUCUGGGUCUUUCUCAGAAUCUGACUUCUCCUCUGAUAUGCAUCCGAAACGCUCCUCCUUCGUCUUCCGAAGCGAUAUCUUCCCGUGCCCGACAUGUGGAGAAAUCUUCCAGAGAACCCAAAACCUCGAACACCACCAGUCCGCCAAACACGCCGUCACGGAGCUUCUCGACGGCGAUACGGCGAAGAACAUCGUCCAGAUCAUCUUCCAAACGGGCUGGAAGAAUUCGAAAGAGAACCGCCUCGCGAAAAUACACCAGAUCCUCAAAAUACACAACAGCCCGAAGAUCCUCACCCGGUUCGAAGAAUACCGAGAGUCGAUCAAGAUCAAGUCGUCGAGGAACGUCGGCAGCGGAGGGAUUUGUAACGAGCGGUGCAUCGCCGACGGGAACGAGCUGCUCCGUUUCCAGUGCUCAACGUUCCUCUGCUCACUAGGGAAGAAAGGGAAUUCUGCCAUCUGCAGCGGAGAAUUCUGCAGCGUCUGUGGGAUCAUAAGGAGCGGUUUCUCACCGAAGCUCGACGGGAUUCUGACUAUGGCGAGCAGCCGUGGGGCCCACCAGGCAAUCCCAGAGGAGAUGGAGGAGGAGUUCGCUUUCAUGAACGUGAAGCGCGCGAUGCUGGUCUGUAGGGUGGUGGCGGGAAUGGUGGCACGUGAGGGGGCGCUGGACGCUGUUGUAGGUGCUGACAAGGAAGAUGGUGGGUUUGACUCGGUCGUCGCCCGUCACCGUGGGUCAGAUGAUGAGGAGGAGCUGCUGGUUUUCAAUCCAAGGGCUGUGCUUCCAUGCUUUGUAAUUAUCUACACUGUCUGAUGGUUUGUUUUGCUGAGGUCGUUUCACUCGCACACACUACACCGUUGUUCAUUGCUUUCUUUUGGGUCCUUGUUCUUUGUGGAGUUACAGUUGUUUUCCUAUUCCGCACGCGUGCACAUGUGUCGUAGUGUGUGAGAUCUGAGCUUUCAAUCAAGUUGGCUACUCCGUUUAGAUCUUCUGGGAAAAAAAUUCAGGCUAUUUCGAGCCUCAGGUGGGCAGUAGUAUGUCAAUACAAAUGAAUUGCUAGAAAACAAUUGAACUGUCAAUAUACUCUGUACGUUGUGGUCCAACUGUCGAGCGGAAUUGUCUGAUUUUUCUCUUUCUGAAGAGCCAAUAUUAUUUCCAACCUUAUGGAAAGUUCGGAUGUGACAUACGUGUUUCAUAUUUGCACGUGUGCCUGCGUAUGGAUGCGUACGGCUGUGCAAACCUCGGUUUUCAUUAGGAAGUGAAGUGCGAGAGGUGUGCAUGCGUGUUUACUCGCCAUUCAUUAGGAACGUGUGUGCGAGAUCCGACCGUGCAUCAUGUGGGGUCCACCGUUUAUGUGUCAUGCCUCAGAAAUUAGGUCGGCCUUGACAUCAGGUGGGUCAUAAGUUUAUGGUGCAAUAGCAGCAGACGGUCCACAUCAAUGCGUACUGUGGUCCAUCUGAUGAAUGAACUAUUCUGAUUCCUGGGCCAUGGAAGAUAUAAGGUGGGUCCCACUUGAUGAAUGGUCCGGAUCUUGCACGUACUUGUAAAUGUGGCGAUACUAGACAGAGAAGUAACCUUACCGGUUGUCAUUAGGAAAGUCCACCUGCUUCUAAAGGAAUAGGGUGCUUUGGAAUAAGUGGGGUAAAUAUCUGAAUGGGAUUGUGAAUUUUGGAAUUUGAUGGUGGCGUGUAUUUUAAGAACAAAUAGUCAGUUAAACAUCAUGGAUGUAUAUUUUGGGAAUAUUAGGAGUAAAUUAGAGAUGGUUUUUUAAGAAGUUAUGGGAAAAAUGGCAAAGUAUGGGAUCAUGGAGGGAA